Messenger RNA from Pyrus x bretschneideri (Chinese white pear), 1073 nucleotides. RefSeq lists its product as uncharacterized. Bases 173 to 649 code for a protein of 158 amino acids. The record is from RefSeq and is a predicted model, not a curated record. NCBI's taxonomy places the organism in Eukaryota, Viridiplantae, Streptophyta, Magnoliopsida, Rosales, Rosaceae. The transcript is spliced from 5 exons.
CAGAGAUCUGACCAGUUGGGUUUGCGUGCAGUCGACAGGACUCCUUCUAUCCACCUACUCACAAGUUUCACUCUCCCUCUCACUUAAAGCAAGUCCACUCCCCUUCUCACCCAAAACCCACAAAGAUCCCUCACUUUCUCUCCCAUUUUCCUCCAAACCAAACACAACCCAGAUGGCCAUCAACAGGGACUCGACUCCCCCUCCAAUGAUCGGCAAGAUUGGUCCCUACACUGUGUUCAUGACUCCGCCCUCCACCCCUAAGCCGCCUGAACCGGUCUUUGAAUCUCCCCGGAAGGUGGCCGCGCCGGUCUUUGAGUCCCCCAAAAAGGUGGCCCCGCCUCCGGUCCAGCCGCCGCCUCAGCAAUUGGUGAAGCCCAUUGCCGUAUCAUCGGAUUCCUCGGCCGAUGGGUCGGUGUUGGGUAUUUUUAAGAAUGCGGUCACCAAAGUGCAGAAGGCUCAUUCAAGUUUGGAUGACCAUUUGGCGCGUUGGUUUGGGUUAAAUCAGUCAAAAUAUCAAUGGGCACUAGAUGAUUAUUACCAGAGCAAGGGGAUGUUAGAAAGUUACUUUAUAACAGGUAACAGAAAGAGAGAUCGAGGUCUCUUUAAAGUUUACGGAAAUGGACGGUGCAAAACCAAAAGAGAUAUCUAGCAAAAUGCAGAGUGUGUAACAUGGUUUCUGGACAGAAUUAAUUGCAAGAGAGAGCCUCAUGCAGAAAUCUUUUGUGUAUACUAUAAUUAUAUGCAUAUGUAUGGAGUAGAAGAAGUGCAUCUGAAUCUGUAGAAUCCAACCAACUUCUGGGUUUCUGGUUAAUUCAAUUCUCCGCCUGCUGCAACAGCUGAAUUUGGUUGUCUAACAGUUUAUAAGCCAUCCAAGUCUAUAGUUUUCAACCAAAGUUUUGUUCAUGUACUCCUUUAAACUGCCAGCUGAUUGUAUUUGUUGUUGUCGUACGUGUGGGUUCUGUACUUUUGGCUUAUUGGUGUAUUUGUAUUUUUCAUGACAGCCGUAAUUUGUGGCUUAUGAUUGUAAGAGAUGCUUUUUCGGCAUGUAUUUGUUGUCCCUCAUCGUUGAUUCA